GCAAUGGCGGAGACGAAGAAGCUAAGCGGAGAGGAUGCUCCUCCCAGUGAAUCCACGAACAUGUCCAGCUACAGGGACUGCAUGGAUACGAUACUGAAGCUGCUUACACAUUUCAAAAAAGAGCUCAAAUUAGGUGAUGCUGCCUUGAGAAUAGAAGUGAACCCCAGCGCCAUAAAUCCUUCAUUAUCCCCAGCUGCUCAUGUUUACGACUGUUUGCAGGAUCACAUCAUUAAAUUACAGGCUGUUUCAGAAAGCCUCAAGUCACUGGUGGAUGUCGGCGGUGUCACAGCGAUCAAUGACAAGACAACAACCGAAGAUUUAACAUUAUCUUCGGAGAAUGAGCAGACAGCUGCAUUGUCCGUGCACCGUCAUCACAGCUUGGAGGAUAUGGAGAGCAGGACGCCAGCUGAUGACGUUAUGGUUCAGAUCCGAGCUGGAAAUUCAGAGAUUGAGCGAAGAAUAUCUGCAUUUAUGGAACGCAAGCAGAUGGAGAUCAAUGAAAACAAUGUGCGCGAGUUUUGCAACGUGAUCGACUGCAAUCAGGAAAACAGCUGUGCCAGGACAGAUGCGGUGUUCACUCCUUACCCAGGUUUUAAAAGCCACGUGAAAGUCACGCGGGUUGUAAACACUUACGGACCACAGACUCGCGGCGGGGGGGGCCAAGGAGAGGCUGGGGAGCAGUGGAGGGGGGCAGCGGCAAGAGACUGCGGGAAUGCGUUCAUAGAGGAGCGACUUCAAAACAUCGAGACUCACCUGAAACUCCUAUCAGUGGGGCCGGUCCCAUUGAAUGUCUACCAGAGACUGAAAAAGCUGGAAGAUCGUAUUCUGGAGCUGGAGGGACUCUCGCCUGAGUACUUUCAAUCCAUGAGUCACGUCCACAAGCGCCCAAAGACGUCCCGCGCUCAGGCCUGCAGUCUGACGGAGCUGGAUGAGAAGAUCAGCGCAGUGAAAGCAGCGCUCCUGAAGAAGGUGUCGGACUUCGGACCCGGAUAUGGGACAGAUGCUCCGCUCUGACGCGCUCACAAAACCAGAGCUGCAAACACAAUGUACUGGCUCAUUCAUUCAAAAAGCAUCGUCAGUGUUUUGUUUCCGCUCCUCCAGCACUUUCAUUCAUGCUGUCCGAAGCAUCAUUUUGGGGACUGAUGUAAUAACAGAAGCGCCUCCAGUAAAACUGCAAUAGCCAGUUAACAGUUUCAUGUUACACUUCGUCAUCAAACAAGUUGCAGUUCAUUCAUUUUACAAACUACUUGUAGAUUUGUUACAUAUCUAUAUGUAUAUAGACUUUCAGUAAGUCAUUCUGGGGCAUAGGCUUUUAUCUUGUGCGUCGCUUUGUUCAGCAUCUGUCAAACAUCUUUAAAAGCGAUUGAUGUUGCAAAGUGUUCAGUUCAGCCUCUAAGAUACAAAAGUUUAAAUGUGACUGUCAUUUCUGAAGUCUGAUGGGAUGUACUUAGAAAGCAUAGAAUGUUUGUUUUUUAUAGUUAAAUCAAAUGUAAUUGUUCUGAAAAUAAAUGUAUUUUUCUUCCAGUUUGAAAACUUGGUCCUGUAAUUUGAUUUAAAUUAUUACUUGCAGCUGGACUGCAACAACUCAUUG
This is a messenger RNA of Cololabis saira (Pacific saury), 1591 nucleotides long. It is a transcript of the gene mbip, whose product is annotated as MAP3K12 binding inhibitory protein 1. Gene Ontology annotation, cellular component: cytosol. Bases 4 to 1014 code for a protein of 336 amino acids. Lineage: Eukaryota; Metazoa; Chordata; Actinopteri; Beloniformes; Belonidae. The transcript is spliced from 9 exons. The record is from RefSeq and is a predicted model, not a curated record.